This is a messenger RNA of Cotesia glomerata, 1404 nucleotides long. Its product is annotated as zinc finger protein 706-like. The transcript is spliced from 3 exons. Lineage: Eukaryota; Metazoa; Arthropoda; Insecta; Hymenoptera; Braconidae. Bases 244 to 477 code for a protein of 77 amino acids. The record is from RefSeq and is a predicted model, not a curated record.
UCACUAAAACGUGAAUGAAAAGCAUCAUUAUUUUUUAAAACAAUCUAUAUUGUUAAAUAUUAUUGUUGACUUUAUUUAAAAUUACAAAACGUUUUUUUUUGUUAUAUAUAUAUAAAAAAAACACAGUAAAAAACGUUUCUAAUCCUUUGAUAACUAGAGCUAUAAAUAAUCGGUAACGAGUUGGAUAACUGCUUCUGAAAACUUCUCACACAGAAACAAUCGGAGCAACUGAAAAAAAAAAAAAUGGCACGAGGACACCAGAAAAUUCAAUCCCAGGCUAAAGCUGCUGAAAAGAGUGCGAAAUUGAAAAAACAACAAGGCCACAGUGCUAAUGAACAAAAAAAGGCUGCCCAGAAAGCCCUUGUUCAUGUCUGUGUUGUUUGUAAGGCUCAGAUGCCAGAUCCUAAGACGUAUAAACAACAUUUUGAAAAUAAACAUCCAAAGAACGACAUGCCAGAUGAUUUGAAAAAUAUAUGAAGGUUGUUAUUUCUGGUUUGGUUGUAAGAUAAUUAAGGCGAAUCAAGUAAUAAAAAAAAAGAGAGAGAGAGAAUUAAUAUUUGGAAUUCGAGUGGCUCACCAAAUUCUCAAUAAUAAUUAUAAUAAUAAUGAAUGUAUAGGUAAUAAAUAAAAAUCGGAUAAUUUCUAUUAAGACAUGAGACAAAAAUAAAGCAUCGCUGCUAUAAAAUAGAAAAAUAAAUUUUAAAAAAAUCAAAUAUUUGCGUUAGAUAGUAAACUCGUCUCAUCUCUAUCUUAAUUGCCAAUUAUUUUUAAUUAAUUGUAUCCACACAAUUUAUUAUUAACUAUUAAAUAUUUUUUUUAAGUAUUCAUUAAUGUUAAUUAAUAUUUUUAUGUAGUUAAAAAAAAAAUUUUAUACAACAGCACAAGCUUCAAUACGUAUAUUAAUAAUAAUAAUGAUGAUUCUUUUAUUCAAAGUAUGUAAUUAAUUUAAAUAUUAAUAAUUAUAAUGAUAAACAUAAAGAAACGUGAAUCGAUGUAGGAAUAAUUAAGAAUACGACUUAAUGAAAAUGUCAAAAUAGUAAGAUAAUGAAAGAUUUAAAAAGUAGAAUGUAAAUAGAUAGAUAACUUUCAAAACAUUUUUUAAUUUUUAGUAUGUAUGAUUUAGUUGUUACAUUAUUUGAAAUGGUAAUGGGUAUAGUUUUAUUUUUCAGAAUCAUUGAAUCACGUGUCUUUACAUUGAGGUAUUUUAUUCAGUGAAUCGUACUCCUCGUUAUAUUACUCUAAAUAUGCUUACGAUUUUCUUAUUAUAAUAAUGUAAUACUUGUGAUUAUGACCAUGAUUAUAAUGUAGAUCACUGAUACGAUACAAAACUGCCAAUUUCACGAUAAUUUUAAUAAUGUAAUCGUUGAAAGUAACUGAUAAAGAUAAAAAAUAUGUUAAAAUUCA